Ruditapes philippinarum (Manila clam) is the source of this 410-nucleotide messenger RNA. RefSeq lists its product as uncharacterized. The record is from RefSeq and is a predicted model, not a curated record. The transcript has 2 exons. The annotation marks the transcript as partial. NCBI's taxonomy places the organism in Eukaryota, Metazoa, Mollusca, Bivalvia, Venerida, Veneridae.
AUGGAAUGGAUUCCCAGAUCGUUUAAUGAAAGAGCCGAUUAUUUAUCAAAAAUUGUCGACUACAACGACAGGGGGAUUUCAAAUAAACUUCUGUUUAUGAUCAAAACCCGUUUUGGCCAUUUGUCAGUAGACUGGUUUGCCUCAGAACACAAUGCCAAAUUGGUCAAGUUCUAUUCAAGGUUCUGGAGUCCUUCAUCCUCGGGUGUAGAUGCUUUUACCGAAAACUGGGGAUUUGAAUUUGGAUUGUUUGUACUCCCGAUCACGCUUAUAGGAAAAGUUAUUAGAAAAAUGAGCGCUGAUCAAGCAGUAGGUGUACUUGUAGUUAACCGCCUCCUUGGUCGAGGGCAAAAUAGGCUUCCAAGGCAUCCCGUAAACCAAGGUGAUCCCCAUCAGGACCAAAGAUGUCGGAA